This is a messenger RNA of Vespa mandarinia (Asian giant hornet), 1757 nucleotides long. RefSeq lists its product as uncharacterized. Gene Ontology annotation, molecular function: DNA-binding transcription factor activity, RNA polymerase II-specific; DNA binding. Gene Ontology annotation, biological process: regulation of DNA-templated transcription. The record is from RefSeq and is a predicted model, not a curated record. Lineage: Eukaryota; Metazoa; Arthropoda; Insecta; Hymenoptera; Vespidae.
AUCGACGAUCUGAUUUUGAAAAAGUCGACAGUACGAUGCAAUCUCCGACGAUAAAUCAACAAUAGGUAUUACGAAUCUUUUGAGCAUUCCCCUCCAUUCCAGCGAAAUAACCAGAAGAAAUAGUGAAUAGUCGGAAAGAGAGGGAGGGGGGAAGAUCGAAGGCGCGAGACUUUCCUCCAACCUCCUAGGAGGAUGACCUUCCCUUGGGAAUGGAUGGUGGGGAUGUUGGGAGGUCCUUCUGGACCACGGACACGUGCCACCUGUCAUACAUUCGGAAGUACUCGCUUUCGGAAGACUGUAAAGAGGAGAUUAGUCGGAGAUUAGAUCUUGAUCCUUUGACGAAAGACAUUUCACAAUCGUAAAAAAGAUAAAAAGUGAAUAGAAUAAAUAAAGAAUUGUACGGAUUGAACAUGAUUCCAUAGGAAUUAUUCGAAUCCAAUCGGUCGUGCAGUAAUCGAUUGUAAGUGAGCUUUUCGAAGGAACAUUAACGUCGACAAUGAGAUGCAUUCGUUAGAUAUCUAGAGCCGAUGACUUUUGUCAAGAUGGAGUAUUGUCAGAGCCAGGAGAAGGCGUCGGACGGUGAUAUUUGCGAUCUACGAAGAGCGAGAUCGCAUCAGAAUGCCAACGAUGUUUGUUCUAUCGAGGAGGAGGCGAGGUACGAUCGCCGAGGAAGCGAGGACACCGAACGACGUGCAAAAUCACCGAGUAAUCAUCGAGAGACGAUGGAAUAUGCAUCCGAUUCGAGCAGUGAAAGCUACAGAGAAUAUCGAAGGCAACGUAUCACGGAGAGAAGGAACGUGUCGCCGGUCGCAACGUCGAGUGCAUUUACGAUCGACAAUAUUCUUGGAACGAGAAACGAGAAACGAGAAGAGGAAAGAGAUUUUUCUAAGAUUUGUUACAUCGAUAAGGAAGACGAACAGGAUGAAAAGGAUGAGAAAAUCAUCGAGGGACAAUUUGUGAGACCGACAGCUAUUCCUGCCGCCCAUCCGAACGUGAGUGGUAUGUUGUACGCGCACACGGCUAUACCUUACACCGAUGGGACCCUUUCGGAUCCUUCGAGUUACUCGACGACCUCGUUGGCAUCAGCAUCCCUCUUGUACAGCAGCUGGUUCGCACAGUCGAAGCCUGGUCAACUUUUUGGUCUUCAAGCACCAAAACCGAAUGGCAGGCGUUCGAGAAAACCAGGAAUCGAUAGAAAACCGCGACAAGCAUAUAGCGCUAAACAAUUGGAAAGACUCGAAGCGGAGUUCAAGAUCGACAAGUAUCUCAGUGUGAGCAAACGAAUGGAACUUUCGAAAUCUCUGAAUUUGACGGAGGUUCAAAUCAAAACGUGGUUCCAAAAUCGACGUACCAAGUGGAAGAAGCAACUGACGUCCCGACUGAAGAUAGCACAGAGACAAGGACUCUUACCGCCAACUUAUUUUCCACCAAACCAUUACCCUUUGUUACCCUACUAUGCCGCACCCUUGAUGUUCGGGAAUCCUUCGUUAGAUGAAGCUAGCAGCAACGUCACGACAACGAUACAGCCGCGUCCUGUCCUACCAUCAUCCGAUACAGUCUGAGAACUAAUCGACUCUAUCGAAAAUCUUUCAAUGUUUUCUUCCUUUUUAUUUUCAUUGUUAAUGUCUAAUUUCUUCUAUUUCAAAUCGUUCCUCUUUAAAGCCAUCGUCUCAUCGCAAAUCCUCUAUCUUUGUGAUCAAGAUCUAAUAGUUAAGAUAUUAAAUAAUUAGAUAACUCGAAACACUCGAGACAGCGUU